Messenger RNA from Tupaia belangeri chinensis (Chinese tree shrew), 951 nucleotides. Its product is annotated as olfactory receptor 4C11. Gene Ontology annotation, molecular function: G protein-coupled receptor activity; olfactory receptor activity. The transcript has a single exon. Gene Ontology annotation, biological process: G protein-coupled receptor signaling pathway. The record is from RefSeq and is a predicted model, not a curated record. The coding region runs from base 1 to 951 and encodes 316 amino acids. NCBI's taxonomy places the organism in Eukaryota, Metazoa, Chordata, Mammalia, Scandentia, Tupaiidae. Gene Ontology annotation, cellular component: membrane.
AUGCAGCAAAAUAACACUGUCACUGAGUUUGUGUUGUUCGGAUUGACCCAGGAUCCUAAGAGGCAAAAAAUGGUGUUUUUAAUCUUCUCAGUUUUCUAUGUGGGAACCAUAGUGGGGAAUAUGCUCAUUAUUAUGACUAUCAAGUUCAGCCGGACCCUUGGGAGCCCCAUGUAUUUCUUCUUAUUUUAUUUGUCUUUGGUUGAUGCCUGCUUUUCAACAACCACAGCCCCUAGAUUACUUGUGGAUGCUCUCUCUACAAAAAAAAUCAUAUCCUACAAUGAGUGCAUGACACAAAUCUUUGCAUUGCAUUUAUUUGGCUGCAUGGAAAUUUUUGUUCUCAUCCUCAUGGCCAUUGAUCGCUAUGUGGCCAUCUGCAAACCCUUGCAUUAUCCAAUCAUCAUGCGCCGGCAGGUCUGCAUUAUCUUAAUUGUUCUUGCUUGGAUAGGGUCUUUCAUACAUUCUAUAGCUCAGAUUUUUCUGGCCUUAAGGUUGUCUUUCUGUGGACCCAAUUUGAUUAAUCAUUAUUGUUGUGAUUUGCAGCCAUUGUUAAAACUUGCCUGCAUGGACACUUACAUCAUCAAUCUGCUGGUGGUGUCUAACAGUGGAGCAAUUUGCACAAGCAGUUUUAUAAUUUUGAUGAUUUCAUACUUUGUCAUCUUGCACUCAUUGAGAAACCACAGUGCAGAAGGGAGGAAAAAAGCUCUCUCCACUUGCACUACUCACAUCAUAGUAGUCAUCUUAUUCUUUGGGCCGUGUAUAUUCAUAUAUACACGUCCCUCAACUACGUUCCCUAUAGACAAGAUAGUGGCAGUAUUUUAUACCAUUGGAACACCCUUUCUCAACCCACUCAUCUACACACUAAGAAAUGCUGAAGUAAAAAAUGCCAUGAGAAAGAUGUGGCAUAUGCAGAUUACUUCAGAAAGUAAAGGAGGAAUUAAGGGCCUGGCCUGA